Pungitius pungitius (ninespine stickleback) is the source of this 13414-nucleotide messenger RNA. RefSeq names its product patched domain containing 4 (gene ptchd4). Gene Ontology annotation, cellular component: membrane. The transcript has 3 exons. The record is from RefSeq and is a predicted model, not a curated record. NCBI's taxonomy places the organism in Eukaryota, Metazoa, Chordata, Actinopteri, Perciformes, Gasterosteidae. The coding region runs from base 385 to 3156 and encodes 923 amino acids.
UGAGGCACACGCACGCACCUCACACCGCCGCGGCUCGUCGCUGCAUCUGCAGCCGGUGCGGCGAGGCAGAGGACUCGCGGCGCAUCUCCCCCUCACGGCGCACUUCAUCACACGCGGGAGGAGGCGGAAUGGCUCGAGAAUCAGGCAGCGCGGCGGACUCGAUCGGCUGAUGCGCCAUGGCUCUCUGACUGUCUGCGUGCGUGCGUGUGCGCGCGCGAGUGCGCGCCGGUCCGUGUUGCCGUGAAUUGCUGCAGUGCCGUUUUUUCUCCAGGUGUUGCAAUAUGUGUGCGAUGGAGUGAGUGCGCGCGUGCGUGCGCGCAUGGCGGUGCAGCUGGUGUGAUUGUCGGAACGAGUUGGACUAUGGGAACCGGAGUCUGAUGUCACAUGUGCUUCAUCGGAGGAGACGGGGCAUCAGCGGGCGGGAUUCUGUGGAGGAUGCUGCGGCAAGUGAUCCACAGAGGGCUCAGGGCUUCGUUCUACUGGCUGGGCUUAUUCGUCAGCAGGCACCCCGUGUUCUUCCUCACCGUCCCCGCGGUCCUCACCAUCAUCUUCGGAUCCACCGUGCUCAGCCGAUUCACGCCGGAGACGGACCUGGAGGUGCUGGUCGCGCCGACCCACAGCCUGGCCAAGAUUGAGCGCAGUCUCGCCAACAGUCUGUUCCCCAUUGACCAGUCGAAGCACAAGCUGUACUCGGAUCUGCACACGCCGGGCAGAUACGGCAGGAUCAUCCUGCUCGCCAAGUCCGGGGGGAACAUCCUGGAGCUCGCCGACCAGGUCCUACGGGUCCACAAGCAGGUGCUGGACCUGCGAGUUAAUUACAAAGGGUUCAAUUACACGUUCGCGCACCUCUGUGUGCUGAGGCACCGGGACAAGCGCUGCCUGCUGGACGACAUCGUCACCAUCUUCGAGGACAUCGGGCAGGCGGUGCUCUCCAACAGCACCUUCCAUAAGGUGCCCCUGAGCUACCCGAACACGACGCUGAAGGAUGGCCGUGUGUCGUUCAUCGGCCACCAGCUGGGAGGCGUGUCCUUCUCAGCCAACAGCCGCGACCAGCAGGUCAAGUUUGCCCGCGCCGUUCAGAUCACCUACUACCUCCGCAACCAUGGACCCGUGGUGCAGGAUGCCAUCGCCGAGCGCUGGGAGAACGAGUUCUGCGCACUGGUCAGCCGGCUGUCGACAGCCGAGGCACCGAACGCGCCCGACCAGCUCCACAUCCAGUCGCUUACCUCCUUCAGCCUGUGGCGCGACUUCCACCAGACUGGCGUGUUGGCCAAGGGGGAGGUGCUGGUCAGCCUGGUGCUGGUGCUCCUGGCCGCCACCAUCUCCAGCUCUAUGCGGGACUGCCUGAGGGGGAAGCCCUUCCUGGGCCUGCUGGGCGUGCUCACCAUAUGUAUCGCCAACGUGACCGCUGCUGGGAUUUUCUUUAUAUCAGACGGGAAGUUUAACUCCACGCUGCUGGGGAUCCCAUUCUUCGCCAUGGGCCAUGGAACCAAAGGUGUGUUUGAGCUGCUGGCAGGCUGGAGGAGAACGAGGGAAAACCUGCCCUUCAAGGAGCGUGUGGCGGACGCUUUUGCUGAUGUGAUGGUGUGCUACACUAUGACCAGCUCCCUCUACAUCAUCACUUUCGGCAUGGGGGCUAGCCCCUUCACCAACAUCGAGUCAGUGAAGAUUUUCUGUCAGAGCAUGUGCGUUGCCAUCACGGUCAACUACUUCUACGUUUUCUCUUUCUAUGGCUCUUGCCUGGUGUUUGCCGGACAGCUAGAGCAGAACCGCUACCACAGUGUUUUCUGUUGUAAAAUCCCCUCGGUGGAGUACCUGGACCGCCAGCCCACAUGGUUCAAAACCAUGAUGAGUGAUGGCCAUGACUUGUCCACACACCACGACAGCGUACCUUACCAGAAUCACUUCAUCCAGCACUUUCUCCGUGAGCACUACACAGAAUGGAUUACCAACACCUAUGUCAAGCCUUUUGUAGUCAUUCUAUAUCUGAUCUACGCCUCUUUUUCAUUCAUGGGAUGUUUACAGAUCAGCGAUGGAUCAAACGUAGUGAACCUGUUGGCAAGUAACUCUCCGAGUGUUUCGUAUGCUGCGACCCAGCAGAAAUACUUCAGCAACUACAGUCCUGUGAUUGGGUUCUACAUUUAUGAGCCUGUUGAGUACUGGAACUCCACGGUGCAGGAGCACCUGAAGACCCUGAGUCAUGGUUUCAACAAGAUCUCUUGGAUGGACAACUUUUUCCAGUACCUGCGUGUGGUAAAUGUGAGCGCGUCUACCAAGAGUGAAUUCAUCUCCAUUCUCAAGGCGUCCUUCCUUCGCAGCCCGGAGUACCAGCACUUCAAUGAGGACAUCAUAUUUUCCAUGAACCGCGAGACCGAAGAGUACGAUAUUAUCGCCUCGCGGAUGUACCUGGUGGCACGGACAGCAGAAAAGAAGCGAGAGGAGGUGGUGGAGCUUCUGGAAAAGCUUCGACCGUUGAUGCUGAUCAACAGCAUCAAGUUCAUUGCAUUCAAUCCUACAUUUGUGUUCAUGGACCGCUACAGCUCGUCUGUUAUCUCACCCAUCCUGACCUCAGGCUUCAGCGUACUCACAAUACUCAUCCUCACUUUCUUCCUAGUCAUCAACCCAUUGGGAAACUUCUGGCUCAUCCUCACGGUAACGUCCGUGGAGCUGGGCGUCUUGGGUUUGAUGACCCUCUGGAACGUUGGCAUGGACAGCAUCUCAAUUCUGUGCCUUAUUUAUACCCUCAACUUCGCCAUGGAUCACUGUGCACCACACCUUUACACUUUUGUGCUGGCCACUGACCACACUAGGACGCAGUGCAUCAAGUUGGCACUGGAGGAGCACGGGGCAGCCAUCCUGCAGAAUGCAUCCUGCUUUGUGAUUGGGAUCAUGCCAUUGGUGUUUGUGCCUUCCAAUCUGACCUAUACACUGUUCAAGUGCUCCCUCCUCACGGCGGGCUGCACCGUGCUGCACUGCUUUGUCAUCCUGCCCGUCUUCCUGACUUUCUUCCCGCCAUCCAAGAAGAGACACAAGAAGAAGAAACGGGCCAAACGCAAAGAGCGAGAGAGGGAAAGGGAGCGGGAGAGGGAAAGAGAAAGGGAGGAAAUAGAGUGUAUUGAAGUCAGGGAGAAUCCUGAUCAUGUGACAAAUGUCUGAGUAGGUAUUCAUUUUAGAAUUGAGUAUCAGUGGUUAGCCGUCCCUCAGUUGUGGUGUGUGAGUUAUCCCCCAAUGGCGAGGUGCCACUUGAGGUGAAGGGGAGUCUGAUUAGUCCCCUAAGCAGUGGGAACUGGUCAACCCCAACUAAUAGCAACUAGGCUGGCCAGAGUAGAGCGUAGCCCCACUGGUCAGUUAUUCAGUCUUUCAGGUUGGGCAGUGUAUCUCAUUUGCACAAACUGCAACAUAGUCCUAAAGCUCUUUGCCAACUCUUUGGCAUAUUAAACAAGUUACUUCCCAGAACUUCUGCUGAACUAGAACAAAACAUACUCAAAAUGAAUGGUAUGUCAGUCCAUUUGAAAAUGUGUCAUUCUAUGUUCACACCUUCCGCCCUUAUCUCAUAAGAUGUGAGCGAGGAACAUCGUGGUCUGUUAAGCCAAGGGCCAAGUAGGUGAAAUUAGUUAGUCUGUUCAUACGAAAGUGUACAAAUGAAUCUGCACGAAAUGACUGCACACGCGCCUUACUACUCACACGGUGAAAACAGAAAAAGCGAGAAACACUGGAGGGAACACAUCAUGCUUUUCUGUGACGUAAAUAAGGCUGAACAGCUGAAAUUCUGCAGAUGGCAUACGCAUCGUGCAAAAUGAACCAUCAAGGUUAAUGUUAGCAGGAGACAACAAUUCUUGCUUUAUUCCAGAGGUCAGAUAAGGUCGUAGACAAUGGCAAAAUAAACUUCCUUUGCCGAGGGGGUUAUGAAGAGGAAUGGAUUAGUAACUCCUGUGACCAGUAAGACCCAAUAUGAAGGGUGUUUCCAAGGUUGGAAAUAUGGAACUUUUCUUGCAGGUCGAUAACACUGGAAUGUUCCUGAGAGAGGAAUGUCUCUGUGAUCCACUAAAAAAGUUUACUGGCAUGGCAUUGGUAAUUGGAUAGUGUGGAUGUGAUUUAAAAGUAGCAGUAUUGCCAAAUAGUAAAAAGAGUCAAGAAAUCAAGACUUUUUUAUUCAUACUAAUUUGAAGGAUUCUAGGGGGGUUUCAUAUUUUGUGAAGCAGGCUUUAAAAUAAGCAGUGAAGCACCUUAUGUUUAGUAGACUGUCUCUGAAGUGUGAAAAAAACUGACUAAGAGUCGUAGUGAAACUAUGCCCAAGUUUUUGUUCCAAAUUAAGAAAAAGUUAUUCAGUCAUAGUCAUAUACAGUAUAUAUAAACACUAAUAUGUUUGUUGACAAUGGGGAUCAACAUAGGCUGGAUCAUAGUGGUCAUGUCCCAGAUCCAGGUCUUCAGAUGUCUCUGGUGUUCAUCUCAGCUCUGUAUAGCAUUUUAAAGUCACUCUCCCUACUCUCAUCAACCUUGUUUCCAGCUGCUUGCUGCUGGAAACAAGCUUUGAUAUACCCUCUCUUAGCUACCUUCCCAGCAGCAAAUAGCAGACAGAGAAGAGCUGGACUAACAAGGAGUUGGUGGAGACAAAAAUGAAUGAAUGAAUUGGUAUUAUUGGACUUGAUCAAGAGUUCUAAAAUCAAUAGCAAAUGGUUACUAAUGUUUCUCCGUAUCUGCUAAAUGUGUAAAUAAGCAAUUGCUUUCUAAUACAUGGUGGCUUUUUAGGAUAUAAUUUGUAAAGAUGUGUUUUUCAGCAUGUUCUAAGGCCCCCACGUAACAAAAAAAUGCUGUAUAAUAUUAUAAAUAUAAUUAUUAUUUUCCAAAGACUAAGAACGUUCUGGGUUAUUCAUCUCAUUUCAUCAUUUAUUGUUUCAUAAAUCAUCAAGAAUUUGAAAGAGCAUGUAGCCAGGAAGUGACAUUAAGACAUCUGCUAUCUAUUUGGAGCAUUUAAACGUGAAGGUACACUCACUCACACAAAUACUUUUUUAAUGGUCCGUCAAAGAACUCUAAAAUUGCCGCAGUCUACCUAGAUGGUUUAUAUUUCAUGAUAAUUAAUGUUCGUAUGUAUUAAUUUUAUGUGUCAAGCCCCAAAAAUAAUCACUGUUGCAGUAGCGAAACAAAAACGCUGAAGGUCAGCAGCUCUGAGAGAUACCCAUCGUUGGAUCCAGAUGUUAGCUGGUGGCGUGUGAUAUGGAGGUACGUAAGCAGAUGUGGCUGAUUGCAGACCAGUCAAUAUCUCCUUAAGGGAUUAGCUGGGUUUUACUGGGCUGUAAUGAGGGGAUGCCGCUUCCUCACAGAGGACAGCCUAAACAGGUAUCUUGGGGGAGAUUAGAAUGGUCAUAUUGGACCGAAUGUGAGUGAGAAAUAUGUGUUUGAAUAAAAGGACUGGACGAAGGAUGAACGGUUCAAGUGGAAACUGAAUAACUACUUGUCAAAAUCCACCUUUUGUAAAAAGUAAUAACUGAGCAAAUGAGACACAAAUAUAGAAGAGGACUCAUUGUUUACCUACCAUAAUUUACAACAAACAUAAGUAAUCUCAUUUUCUGAAAUGUCAAUGAUAAGAACGUAUGACAGUGGUCAACUUAGAAGAGAGCUCCUUCGUGCAGCAUCUGCAGUAAACGUCACAUUAUGUGAAAGCCAUGUCACGUAUGUAUAGCAAGAAAGUUUGAAAUGUUUGAAACACAGGAAAGAAAUGCAAAUCUUAAAGAAUUAACUUCCCAAAUUGAACUUUGUUUGCAUGGCAAAGUAUUGUAUGUAUGCAUGUAUUUCAUGAAGUCUGCGUUUUUUUGUUAUUUUCUGGGGGGUUGCUACGCUGUACUGACCUAUGUUUGUUAUUUUGAUGCAUAUUCUGUAACAUCAUGAGCUGCAAGAACAAAAUGAGUAACAUAUGUUCCUACACAAAGGCUAAAGGAUAUUUCAUGUGUAAAAUAACUGUAAAUGACUAUUUUCUAUAUUUUAUAACAAAAAAUAUACUAAUUUUCUAAAAAAAAAAAGAAUUAAAAGGGAAAAAGUUGAACAAAGUAGGCCAGUAAUAAACAGUGGAAUGUUACCAGUAUAGUAGAUCUUAUUCCUUGCACACACUGGACUGUCUAUGUAUGUUGAUGAUUCACGCUGUGGAAGCCAUUUUAUUGUUUUUUUGUUGGUCUUAACUCCUUUAUUAUGUGCUUGGUCCUUCCAUUGAAGGAAGUUGUCCAGUACCCUUUCUGAAAAACAGAACACAUUAGCAGGGUUUAUAAUAAUCACUUUUCCGAAAACCAUAGGUCAAAUGUCUGAAAUACAACUAACUAAUAACUAUCGCUAUGAAGGCAGGUGUUUAGCAUUAAUGGUACGUACUCUCCCGUAUAGGUCAUUGCUGCCUAGAAAAGCUAUUGCUGUUACCUAGCUACUUUGUUACAAUUAUCAUCAUUCCCAAUGCUAAAUGCAGUCAAAUUAGGCACUGCUGUGUUGAAAUAGUGUUAUUAUCAUUUAAUAACAAUGUAUUCAAGGCUAUACACUGGUAUACUCUUACCAAUGGCUUAAACAACAUGGAAUAUCCAGUAUUUAAACACGUUUAUAUUACCCUCGAAAAAAGCUUAAAGGGCCAGUGUGAAGCAUUUAGCAGAAAUGCAAUACAAUAUCCACAACUUGAAAGGGAGAAUUGUAGUGUUUUUGUUGGGUAGGGUUUAGCUCUUCAUAUUCUCAAAGUUUCCCAUGUUGCACUGCCGUGUUUCCAAGCCCUAGGGAAGGUCUUUCACGUUUUCUCAUCACCUAAAAAACACCGUCGUUUACGAACAUGCUUGUGAAACUGCAAAGGGCGGAACUGGGGUAGCGCCAGACAGUAUCUAACUUGCUCUGCUCCCAAAGGAGUCUUGUUGUGAGCAGGAUCUCCUCAGAGCGAGACAAACUGCUUUACCAAUAUGUUGCACCUGGUGGCAUGAAUGAUCUCAGUGUGGAAUGGCAGCGUGAUUUGUGCGGAUGAGUAUUUCUAUUUGCAGCCCCACCGACAGAUGCCACAAAAUACUGCACAUUGUCCCAUUAAACUAUUAACUUGGCAUUAUUUAAAAUGGUUCUUAAUUUCAACAAAUGCUUAGAAAAGACCAUAAACAACAAUCAUAUUCAUGUGUCUUAAAUCCACCGAAGAUUGGGUUCAAUUGGUAACACACGUUACUUAAACACGGCUGCAUAUGUAGGGCUCAUGUCAACAGAAUAUUAAUUCUAUACUUUGCAAUGCAGCACAGAGGAAUAGGAUAUCAGGCUUUGAUAGAGACACCAUCAGUACAUUGGUGGUUUUGGCCAUUUAAUUGGAUUUGUUGAUAGUAAGAUCCAAAACAUUGCCAGUCUUAUUCGUAAAAAGAAAACCCCUUUUGUGCUUCAUGACUAAAUUGAAAGAUGCCUCUAGUCAUAUAGAAGUUGGUAUACCUUCUGAUGUAGAAAGCCUUGCUUAGCAGUCUGUUUCAUCUUAUUCUCAUCAGCUUAUGUUUCUGUGAUAAAACUAACCUUAAUCCAUGAAGAAAGGACAUUAUGACAACCAGACCUCUUCAAGCUUUGCAUAUUCUCGAAUGUUACGGAAACGUGGCUUAUGGAGGGUAAAUGUUUGUGCGGGUGGAUAGGAUGUACUAACUUGUGACCGUUCCCAGGCACAAAUUCAGUUUGUACAGCCACGGAUUGUACAAUGCAGGGCAAUACAAAUAUGCAAUAAUCACUUUGCUUGUUGAAUAAUUUGCCUUUCCACCACACCCUCAGAUAACAAAUGUUUUACUGCAACUCUUUUAUACUGUAUGCCAACUAACUAAGCCCAACAAAGAUAAAAUGUAGUGACCCCAUUUAUCAAAACUAGCAUUUUAUCACAGCUACUGUCAAUUUUCAUGUUUAGAGGUUUGGGAGUUUUAGUAAGCGUAUUUGUAUGCAUUGACAUUGACAUUGUCUAAUUUUUUUCAAAAACAUUAAACAGGGAUACAAUAGAGCACAAUGUUCUGAAUAAUAAUGUGUUUGGAGGAGCUUGGUCGGUGUAACCUUAAAAUAAAAAGGGUAUACCACUCAUUUUAAGAAGAUUUAGGCAAGAACGAUGAGUAGUUUAUGAUUCAUUUAUAGAAACCACCUUCUGAAUAUUAUAAAACAUUUUGUUUGUAGAAUAUUCUUUAAAAGUAGAAUUGACUUAAUCAUUUAUACAGUUGAAAUUUGCUAUCGUUUAACUUUAACUUUAGAUGAUACCUAAAUUUGGACAAACUGACUCAUUAAUAUAUGUUAUCAAAUAUUUUUAAUUAGAGUUUUCUAAAAUGGCUAAGCUAUGUUAUGCUUAAUGCUGCCAUUCUAGUAGUCCUGGGUUCAAUUCCAAUUGUAACAAAUGACCACUGUUCAGGCUAAAUUUAAUAAAUUGAAAAAAAUACCUGUGGUGACUCGUCUUGGAUAUCAAGUAUCGAGAAUCGAUUGAAAUCGGGGCUAGCUUUGCGAUUUACCCGGAAUUGUUCAAAAGUUGAAAUUUCGAUUCCUAGUUUCGAUUCUCAGUCCGCCGGCGCCGACCGGAAAAAGAAACCACUGAACACCAACGAAGAAGCGUCCGUCGGAAGUGUUAGCAUAACAGAGUGAUCGAACAUGCAUAGCGUGGGUCGGCGGUCCAAAUUGUUAAACUUUUCGAAACAAACCGAAAACUCGGCAAAAUGGAACAUUUGCAGCAAAAUUGUUUCAUGCAUAAGAGGGUGCACGUCAAAUAUGAUUAAGCACCUCCGAGGUCAUGGAGUGGAAGUAAAUGUGUGCCCCGUCUUUGACGCUCUGCGCCGACCGUCCUCCGCUGCCUCUUCUUCAGGCUCCAAGGGUUCGCCCAUCAGUGGGAGCAAGGUAACGUUUAAGUACCUGCAGUAUCAUACACUCGUGUGUAAAUGUGUUUUUGUGAGGUUUCAAAAAUAAAGCUCUCUUGAGGAAAGUGUACCCUUGUUAAAAUAUAUUCAUAAUUUAUAAUGUUUAUACAAUAUUCAAGUUCAUAGUUAUUUAUAUUGUAGUUGAAAAGAGCCUUGUUAGAAAUUCAUAGUAAAGUUAAUAAAAAGUAAAAAGUUCAUAGAAUUAACAUUGAUGGAGAAGGUCAGACUACUUCCUUCAGAAAGACCCUUGGUUAGCUAGCUCAUUUAAAAUAUCUUAAACUUAAACUUUUUUGACCCUGCCUCUUAAAAGAAUCUGAAUCGAGAAUCGCUGUGAACCGGAAACGAAACAAGAAAUUGGAAUCGGAAUCGUUCAAAUUCAAACGAUACCCAACCCUAGUGGUGACUUUAGGGUUUGUUUGAUAGUCUAAAGUUUAGAUCAUCACACAAACAUCUUUUAGCCUUGUUUUCAGGAAAUAACCCAACAAAUUAGAGACUAAUUUUGCCGUGUAGCGAGGCCAGCAAUCCCUCGUCCAAGUUAGCUCAGUUUGGAUACUUUAGCUAGCUGCAGUGGGAUUAGCCCUAACUAGCGAGCAUGCUAGAGUGAGGGAGGUUGGGGUGGCUCAACUGAAAUGUGUGAUUGCAUUUUUUGUCCUUAAAAUAUGAUGAGAGAAAGAACGUAAGGGAUUUGCUUUUUUCCUUACUGAAUAGUACUGGGAGCAACUUUAAAAGAGUUGUAUCCACAGAUGUAACUUUUCAACUAAAAGCAGAAGGAAACAUAAAUUCCUAGUUUCCAACAGUUUCAUUGUUUCACCUUGAAUGUUAACUUUGUGCACAGGGGAACCUUUAAGGGAAGCUCUCCAAGCGUUUCAUGAAGGGGCGAAGAAAGGGCGGAAGAGGCGUUAGAUGUCUAUGAGACGCAUCUUGAGUCCUUUGCUAGAGUCUUACUGGCUGAUAUCACCUAAAGUACGUAGAAAUGUCACUGUCUGUUGGUACAGGUGGUUGUUUCGGGGAAAUCUUGCAAAAGGUAAGUUGAUGAUGAUCAAGUCUAAUUGAAGGAAAUGGAAUUACUUCAUAAUCAUCUGAUUCUACAUUACAUUACAUGUCAUUUAGCUGACGCUUUUAUCCGAAGCGACUUCCACCGUAGGGAUACAAACUCAAAAGAACAAGUAACAAGAAAGUACAAUUUUCAUCAAAUAAGCAGUUUCAAAACAUGAAAAAUGCCAUUAUAAGUACAGUUUAAGUGCUAUGAUUUGUUAGUGCUACAGUUUGCUAGUGUUUUACUCAAUGUAGAGUAAAGAGGUGUGUCUUGAGUUUUCGGCGGAUGAUGUAGAGGCUCUCUGCAGUCCUGAUGUCAUCAUAGAGCUCAUUCCACCAUCUGGGAGCCAGGACAGCAAAGAGUCGUGAUCUAGUCGAGUGUUUUGCUCUCAGUGAGGGAGGAACAAGCACCUUGAUGUUGGGAUGGAGGGUUUCACCAUGUUCUGGAUGUAGACUGGACCCCAUCCAUUCACAGAAUGGUACGUGAGAACCAAUGUUUUGAACUGGAUGCGGGCAGCCACUGGUAACCAGUGAAGAGAACGAACAAGAGGUGUGGGAUUCUGGAUAAGCUGCAGUGGUCGAAUGGCGGUAGCAGGGAGAUCUGCCAGGAGAGAUGGCUCCUCCUUCUAUUGCAUGUUUAAAAUAAAGAGCACUCUGGAAUGUUAGUAUUCCACAUCCAUAAAGGUGGGGGACUGAUAUGGGACAGAAUUUCUACCCAAGGCCAUAUUAUCCUGACAUUUAGUUCCUUCUUUACAGAGCGACAUCGGCAACUGGGCCUUUUCUGAGGCAAAAAUGAGUUGUGUGUUGCUAUUGAGCCCCCUGGCCCACUUUCCCCCCUCCAAACAAGCGGCUAUUUCUAUGCUGGAAUAUUGCCCUGCUGGAAGUAAGCUGUACAUCAUCAAGUAUUUUUUUUUACUGAAGUUUGUAUUCAGAAAACCAUCUGUAUAACUUGUAGUAACAUUUACCAAACGUUCUGUACUCACAGGCAUUUGGACCAGUAGACAGAGUCCAGGCUCUAUGCUGGGUGACACUGAAAGUUUUACUGAACAUGGCGGCAUCCAAGUAGCGCUUUAUAAUCCCCCUAGUGCUUUGCUUCCUGAAGAUUGGCAGCACGCUUGCUGUCAUGUGGCGCUCCAGUGCAGCAUUAUUGCGCCAAGCUGCUUUGGCCUGGGAUAUUUUUGGCUCCCACCUUAAUCCUGUCGUGAUUCUCCAAUGGGUUAUUCAUGCUUCCCCUCUCGUCUCUUCUCCCACCAUGACCAUCCUAUUCUCCCAUGUGGCUUCCUUUAGGACCACCAGCUCCAGCAGCUUUCUGCUAUGUAUAUUAUAUUUGUCAUCACUGUUGUGUAUGCAUGGUCCAAGCUCACACUAAUCAGUUAUAUUGCAUUUAUUAAUGUAUUAGGUGGUAAAUUACACCUGCAGUUCUCCCCAUACUCCCCAAAUAUAUAAAUAACUUUUUAAAUAAGUCAAUAAUAAUUGUUAGCACCACUACUUACUUUUUAAGGUGUCUCUCCACUCUCCACAUUUCCUAUAAUUGCUUUUCUUCACAACCUACUGAAGUAGUCUGAAUUCCAUUUCGAGGGACAACUUCUUUAGAAAUCUCUCCUUAGCUCUUCAUCCCACGACCUGUAAGAGAUGCUAAAACGCUUUUGGAGAUGAAGAGUUGAAGAACAUUUGAAUAAAUAUUUUAUAAGGAUUUGAAAGUCCAUCAGCCGUUGCCGACUUGAAGAGAUCAGUGAGGGAGUGAGAGCUGUGAGAUCUUGGUUGUUUUAUUUGAUCUCUGUGACUAUUAGCCUGCAAUGUUGCAAGGGGAUUAUAGAAAGGAAAGGAGAAUAGAAACCCCACACACCUGAUAUUUCUAUUGAUCUGUUGGAAGAAUUGCUUUGCAGAGGAAGAAAAGCGACUAGUGACUCGGCCCAUCCUCUCUUGGAGGGAUCUAAUGCUCUCAGUGGUCCGUUUCAUUGAACUGUUGUCUUGUUGUGUUCUUCAUGUACAAUUCAAACCCCUUCAUACUAAAUAUCAAUUUUUUUUAAAAGCAUGACCGAUUCAAACAUAUGUGGUUGUCCUUUCCAACUGUACCCAAUCAAGCUCUCAUGGCAGGAGCAUUUUGAAAGGGUGUCAAUCAUGUUGAUAUUGUACAUUGCCUUACACACUGUGACAUAUAUGUUGUAACAUGAAGUAAUUAUCUUAAAAUAAGGAGCGAGCGUGUCCUCUUGCAUGGAGUCCAUCAUGUUGCUCCUCCAUAUUUCAUCAGUUAACUACAGCAUGGCGUCCACUUACAUAAACGAUGGUCCCAUUUAUUGUGUCCCGUUUAAAGUCGUGCUUUAGGGUGGGGACACCUUAUUGGGAUCCUCUUCCUAUAACUAACAUUGGACUUUUAGGUCACGAAAGUCAAUUUUGACCACUUUAGUAAUCACAAUUUAGUGAUAAACAUUCACUUAUUUUGGCCAUAUUUUUUGUGAUGCAGAGAUGGCUGUAGCCCAAGAUAACGAGCCUGAUGCUUAGAAAUAGCAGUGUAAAAACAGGGGUUGACAAGAAGUGGAUUACUUCCACUUCGUAUGUGCACUUCAUGGUUCAGAGAAGGCUUUUGUCGUGUCUAGUCCCUCAUGGUCUCUCUGACACCUGAAGAGCUCAGUGUGAGAGUCUGGUUUUCAUUUGGUUGCAAUCUGCAGCCUCUCCUCAAGGUGGCACUCAAUGCUACACACUGGUCCUUUAAGUAUAGCGUAUGGGACACUGUGGUAUUUUAAGUAUUCUGCUCAGAAUCUCUUCAUACAGAUUGUCAUAUUUAAUUCUUCAAUAUAUCUCCUAAUACUCUCCUUCUACAACCAGGACUCACUAUUGCAAACAGAUAUCAUUUUCACAUUUAAAGAGCCUUUAAAAUGUCUGCUUGCUUAGUAUGGAUGUUACGUCUUCUUCAAAACUGGUGUAGCUGUAAGGUUGCAGGCAUAACUUCCAAAUCUCUAAAAUAUAUAAAUAGCACAAAAAAUCAAAUCAAAUUCAAAUAUAAAAGAGAACUUUCAAUGCACGUUUCCUACACAUGGUCUUUCAAAUCUAGUGAUUUUUAUUUUUUAUUCUCAUCUGAGAUGUCAACAUCAGCCAUGUGAAACAAAGCCAAUAACAAAUCAGGAGCAAAUAAUCAAGCAGUCUUCCAUAAAUAGAGACAUCAAGGGGGAAGAUGUUCAGCAGAAGAGUCCUCUUGGACAUCCAAACAUAACUAAACAAACUAAAUGGAGAUGUGUCCGACUAAAACCACCACGGUCAACAUGUCCUCCUGAGUCCUCUUUCUAACAUGCGCCAUUGAUUGAGCUCCUCCCAACAUCUGGAUGUGUGAAUUUGAGCCCAGGCUCACACACAGAAUGCGUUUCUCUGGUGAGGAGCUGAACAACUAGUCAGAGGACGACGUACGCGUCAACUUAUUACAAGAAGUAUGCUUCUGAAUGCUCUGAGUAUUUCAAAUGUUAAAUCUUUUUAUACUGCCUGCUAUGUUAAAGCUAAUAGUAUGCACAUGAUCAAACUUUUUUACU